This is a messenger RNA of Zingiber officinale, 1668 nucleotides long. RefSeq lists its product as uncharacterized. Lineage: Eukaryota; Viridiplantae; Streptophyta; Magnoliopsida; Zingiberales; Zingiberaceae. Bases 1 to 1668 code for a protein of 555 amino acids. The record is from RefSeq and is a predicted model, not a curated record. The transcript has 5 exons.
AUGAAGGCUAUUUUGAUGUGGACAAUCAAUGAUUUUCCAGCUUAUGGAAACUUAGCUGGAUGUGCCACAAAAGGGAAAUUUGGUUGCCCAAUAUGUGGUGAAGGAAUAUCUUCUAUGUGGCUUAAGUAUAGUAGAAAGUUUGCAUAUUUAGGGCAUAGGAGAUUUCUUGCUCCUAAUCAUCCAUUCUGUCAGAAGAAGAAGUGGUUUGAUGGGAAUAAAGAGACAAAAGGAAAACCUAGGCCUCUGAAUGGAUUAGAAAUUCGUAAUGUAUUGAAAGACAUUGAAAAUGACUGGGGUAAAAAGAAAAUGGGUAAAGAUAUCAAUAAUACAAAGAAAAAGAGGAAGGAGCGUGAUGGUUCAAAAAAAGUUCAAAAACCAGUUCAAAUGUGGAAGAAGUCAAUAUUUUUCAAUUUGCCAUACUGGAGUGGGCUCCUGCUACGUCAUAACUUAGAUGUUAUGCAUGUUGAAAAUAAUGUUUGCGAGAAUAUCAUAGGUACAAUGUUAAACUUAAAGAAAAAAAAAUCAAAAGAUGGUGUUAACGCUCGCAAAGAUUUGAGGUUGAAGAAAAUAAAGUUACCUGAUGGUUAUAGCUCAAAUAUUGGUAACUGUGUUUCUUUAGAAGAACGAAAGCUUAUUGGGUUGAAAUCUCAUGAUUGUCAUGUUCUUAUGCAACAAUUGCUUUCAGUAGCAUUGAGAAGUCUUUUACCAAAAGGUCCAUGUAAUGCUAUAUUUUUGCUUUGUGCAUUUUACAAUGAGUUAUGUCAAAGAGUGUUAGAUAGGAACCGUCUAGAACAACUCGAAGAGAAUAUUGCUGAAACUUUAUGCAUGUUAGAGAGGUACUUUCCACCAGCUUUCUUUACCAUCUCUGUUCAUUUGACAAUUCAUUUAGCAAGAGAGGCUCGCCUGUGUGGGCCAGUUCAAUUCCGCUGGAUGUAUCCAUUUGAAAGUGCUUAUAUAAAAAAAGCUGCUUGUAUUGGUCUCCGAUCUAAUCGGAAUGACGAUUUGGAAAAUGGAGUAGUGGAAGGUCGCCCCAUUUCUCAAGGAAAAGAAAUUAUUUUAGAAGAACAUUUGUUACAAGCAUCACAUCGAUAUGUGUUGUUCAAUACUGCAGAAAUUGAUCCUUACAUACAGAUGCACAUUGAGGAGCUUAAACAAACAGAUCGUCGUUUCUCAAGUAAUGAAACACUGUUACAAAAACGACAUAUGGAAACAUUUGCUCAAUGGUUAUCAAAACAUGUUCUUGAUAACUCUUCAGAUCGGAUUCAAUGGCUAGCACAUGGUCCAAGAAAGCAUGUUAUAUCGUAUACAGGUUAUAUUAUAAAUGGACAUCGGUUCCACACAAUUGAUGUUGGAAGGUCGACACAAGAUAGUGGUGUUUCGGUUGAAGCUGAUACUAUUUGGCAAUCUAGUUCUAUUGAUUCACAUACAGUAGGAAGACUAUCGUACUAUGGGGUUAUACGAGAUAUUGUGUUACUAGACUAUUAUUUUUUCAAAGUACCUGUUUUUAAGUGUGAUUGGGCUAAUCCUGGAACUGGUAUCAAAAUGGAUGAUGGUUUUACACUUGUCAACUUACACCAAGGACUAAGGACUUUUGAAAAUGAUCCUUUCAUUUUAGCAUCACAAGCAAAGCAAGUUUUCUAUUCUAGGGAAAAUGAUGAAUCAAAUUGA